This is a messenger RNA of Adineta ricciae, 918 nucleotides long. The record is from the annotation of a GenBank genome assembly. NCBI's taxonomy places the organism in Eukaryota, Metazoa, Rotifera, Eurotatoria, Adinetida, Adinetidae.
AUGUACACAACCACUACUGUUGCCAUAGGUAGAGGACCAAUGAGUGGCGCUGGCGUUGGAUAUGGUGCGAACCGACAAGAACUAACUAUCGUUGUCCCAUGGUCUCCGGAAUUUGGUGUUGCUUACCAACAAUUUGUUAAUGGUGGAUAUAACAACGCAGCCGGCGGUAUGGGUGGUCUAGGCGGUGGUAUGUCCAUGGGAGGAUUCGGCGGUAUGCCUAUGGGAGGAGGUUUAUCAAUGGGAGGAGGCUUACCUAUGGGAGGAGGUCUAUCAAUGGGAGGCUUUGGUGGUGCUUCUCCAAUGGGAGGCUUUGGUGGUGUUUCUCCAAUGGGAGGUUUUGGUGGCGCUCCUUCAAUGGGAGGCUUUGGCGGUGUUUCUCCAAUGGGAGGCUUUGGCGGUGCUUCUCCGAUGGGAGGCUUUGGUGGUGCUUCACCUAUGGGUGGUCUGGGCGGUGGUAAUCAAAUACAAGGUGUUCCUAUUGGAUUUGGUCUUUGCUGUCGGCGUUCAGAUACAGGAGACGCGCUUGUUUCGAAUACAUUAAUCAAGAUUUCAAAUACAAUGCGAGCAUUAUUCAUUCUUCUUUCCAUUGGUUUAUUUGUUACUUUAAUCCAUUAUUCAAAUGGGAAUCCAAUCGAGUCUUCUUUAUCGGCAAGUGAAGAGGACGACAGUGUAGAAUCGAAUGAAUCUUCUACUACAAUACCAUCAAUCGACAGUGAAAGUGGUGAAGAAAAAUUACCUGUUGCCACCAGCAAUGAAUACGAAGAAGAUGCUAAACUUACCAAAGCGCUUGAAUUUCUUAAAACAGUUCAACAAUCAGAAAGUGAUAGUAAUGAAAAACAAGCUGAUGAAGCCUCGGCUGACUCGAACGUUGCCAAAACUAACGAUCCAAAGAUCGAGCAAGAAAGCAGCGAAGAGUAA